AUGGAGAUUGAUUACUCCACUUUAAAACGAUCCACACUUAAAGAUCUUCUGGAAGCAAGAGGUAUUUCAGCCAGCAACAAAACAAAGGCAACACUUAUCUCUGAAAUAAUGGCAGAAAUCCGAGCAGAGGAUGAUUCGGUCACUGCACAGAGGGACGAGACAGACGGAACAGAGCAAGCAGAGUUCCAAAGGCAGCUCGUUAUAUUUUUUGGGAGACAGACCUUAUCUUCAUCUUUGAAAAAAAAAUGUCCAGCUAUUCAAGUGAGUCCGGCAACUCUCCUCCAAGGCGACGAGUUCGCUUGGACACGCAUUCGUCAACGGAGGAGAGGUAUUCCGGCCCUGUUCCUACAGCGGGAGAGGAGGAAGUCGGGGGUGGACACCAUGAAUCGUCUAAUCCUACUGUUGCAUCAAGAGGUCGUCAGCAACCAUCCACAAGGCGCCGGGGAGCACGCGGCGGUCGGGGACGGUUCAAGGGCCUCUGCCAGAACGGAUGAGGAGGAAUUAUCUGGUUUCUAUAUAGACAACGAACUCCUCAUCCAUCUGGUGGAGGAACGCGUCCCACUCUGGGACCAUACCGACCGCCGCCAUGCAGACCAUCACCUGACCCGGAGUCUGUGGAUGGAGAUUUGCGGCAAAAUGCUGACGGAUUGGGACGACCUCAGUGAAGGCAAACAGGAAGAUUGCAAGACGGCAGUUAUGGUGCGAUGGCGCUCAAUAAGGGACCGCUAUAAGAAAGACUAUAAUGAGGAGGUCAAUCGCCCGAGUGGGUCUGGCGGAACCCGCCGGCAGCCGUACCGCUAUGCGGCUGCCCUAGGGUUCCUACGUAGAACCCUAGAGCUGCGAAGAACAACUAGCAGUACUCGGGCGCCAGAACCUCCUUCUGAAAGUCAACAAGAGGCGGUCCCUGCUGAGCUGCCACCCGCGGAUCCCUCUCCACCUCGUCCAGCACCUGGUCAGGACCCAAAUCGUCCUCUACUGGUGCCCUCUGGUGACGCAACAAUGGCCGUUAUGGCGCCACUUUUUGAGGCGUUGAUGCGUCGCCAGAGGGCCGGUAGAAGCCGCCAAGCUGAUUAUGAAGACCUCACAAGGCUCUUGUAUGAGACCUUGUGUGGUUACAGCAAUAGGAUUGUAGCCAUCGAGGCCGAGCUGAGAAGUCUGCGCGGGUGUGUGUCGCAGUUUUCUCAGCCGGGCCCGCUACAAACCUAUUGGCCGUCAAUUAUUCAGCUGGUGGCGGACUUCACGCCCGACCAGGUGUUGGAGUUCAGACGUAGGGUGGAGGAUGCGGUAAAAACUAUAGGUCAAAUUCCACAAAGCAGCUCACAAACCGUUGACGCAAUUAUCCAGCUGACCGGAGCAACGGGCUAUUCUUUCCGGUCGCAUAGAAACGUCACUUCCUGCAUUACGUGGAGCGCAGCAGAGACCCUGGAAGUCGCAGUAGAGAGAGACGCUGAGGACGCCGAGGACCACGUGCGCACCAAAGCCAUCUAG
This is a messenger RNA of Bufo gargarizans (Asiatic toad), 1488 nucleotides long. RefSeq lists its product as uncharacterized. The record is from RefSeq and is a predicted model, not a curated record. NCBI's taxonomy places the organism in Eukaryota, Metazoa, Chordata, Amphibia, Anura, Bufonidae. The transcript has 9 exons. Gene Ontology annotation, biological process: regulation of transcription by RNA polymerase II. Gene Ontology annotation, cellular component: nucleus; transcription regulator complex. Bases 1 to 1488 code for a protein of 495 amino acids.